AUGCAAAACCAAAGAAUGGAGAUGUUAGAUCUACGAAGAGUACUUGGGGUAAAAAGGAAAGAUAGACUAAGGAACAGCUUUAUAAGAGAGGAACUAAAAGUAGAUUCGAUCCUGAAUAAAAUUGAGCAAUGCCAGCUUAGGUGGUAUGGAUAUUUGAUCAGAAUGAACAACGACAUACCAGUAAAAGGCGUGUGGGAAGCUAAAAUGCAGGGAAAGAGACCAAGGGGAAGACCAACUAAAACAUGGAAUGACACAAUAGAGAAGAUAGUACAGGAAAGAGGACUAACAUUAACAGAAGCCAAAAGUUUAGCAAGAGACAAAAAUAGAUGGAAACAAUUUGUGUAUAGUGUAGCAAUUAAGUGA
Messenger RNA from Sitophilus oryzae (rice weevil), 363 nucleotides. RefSeq lists its product as uncharacterized. The transcript has a single exon. The record is from RefSeq and is a predicted model, not a curated record. Lineage: Eukaryota; Metazoa; Arthropoda; Insecta; Coleoptera; Curculionidae. The coding region runs from base 1 to 363 and encodes 120 amino acids.